Molecule: messenger RNA, 1857 nt
Organism: Pseudophryne corroboree (corroboree frog)
Lineage: Eukaryota; Metazoa; Chordata; Amphibia; Anura; Myobatrachidae
Gene: AURKB
Product: aurora kinase B
Exons: 9
Coding region: 232-1239 (335 amino acids)
Biological process (GO): protein phosphorylation; regulation of cytokinesis; mitotic spindle organization
Cellular component (GO): spindle microtubule; kinetochore; chromosome passenger complex
Molecular function (GO): protein kinase activity; ATP binding
Source: RefSeq, a predicted model, not a curated record
ACUCUGCGCUGCCGGACUCUGUCACAUGAUCACACAACAUCCUCCAUUUCAUUCCUGAAAUGGCCGCCAAGUAUUCCCCCCUUCCCCUCGCUCGCUGAUUGGACGCGGCGCCCCCAUGUGACAGCAGCAGUAGCACGACCUUCCCCUCUCCGCCACCACCAAUCCAAUGGCGGCAGAGGACGUAUUGGCCAAUCGUGGCGCGGGCUCAGGGACAGCUGCCGGGAUGGGAGGAUGUCCUACAAGGAAAACGUCAACCCCUUCCAUAAGUUCACCACUCCGACCAGUGCUGCGGGUCCCCAGAGGGUAUUGAGGAAAGAACACUUCCCGUCUGCUAUGACAUCAUCACUGUCCGUUUCUGCAGGCAGAGUGACAGUGACCGAUAACCAACAUGACAGAGCAGUGGAUUGUCCCAAGAAGAAGUUCACCAUCGAAGACUUUGACAUCGGCCGCCCGUUGGGAAAAGGCAAAUUCGGAAACGUCUACCUGGCCCGGGACAAGAACUCCAAGUUUAUCAUGGCCCUGAAGGUGCUGUUUAAAUCCCAGCUAGAGAAGGAGAGCGUCGAGCAUCAGCUGAGGAGGGAGAUCGAGAUCCAGUCUCAUCUCAGACACCCUAAUGUCCUGCGGAUGUAUAACUACUUCCACGACCGCAAGCGGAUCUACCUGAUGCUGGAGUUUGCUCCCCGAGGGGAACUAUACAGGGAGCUGCAGAAGUACGGCCGCUUCGAUGAGCAAAGGAGCGCCACGUUCAUAGAGGAGCUGGCGGACGCCCUGCAAUAUUGCCACGAGCGGAAGGUGAUCCACAGGGACAUCAAGCCGGAGAAUCUGCUCAUGGGAUACAAGGGAGAGUUGAAGAUAGCAGACUUCGGCUGGUCCGUUCACGCCCCCUCCCUCAGGCGCCGGACAAUGUGCGGGACACUGGACUACCUGCCUCCAGAGAUGGUGGAGGGCAAAACUCAUGAUGAGAAAGUGGAUCUGUGGUGCACAGGGGUCCUCUGCUACGAGCUCCUGGUGGGCGUGCCCCCUUUCGAGAGCCCCUCCCAUGCGGAAACCCAUCGUAGGAUUGUAAAGGUUGAUCUACAGUUCCCGUCCUUCUUGUCCGACGGAUCCAAAGAUCUGAUCAGCAAACUACUGCGUUAUGUCCCAGCACAGCGACUAACACCUAAGGGUGUCAUGGAGCACCCAUGGGUGAGAGCAAACUCUCGCAGAAUCCUGCCUCCCGUCUUCGGAGCCAGCCGUUAAAGUGAUCCCUGUUUAUGCGGUUUUGGUAGUUUUACGUCCCCACCCAUGAACACCACUGGUCCAGCUGACCGGUCACGUGAGACGUUUCGCUCUGAUGUCCCUCUCAAAUCCAGAAACUGCCUGUUGAUAAAGUGUUUAUACAUUUGCUGGCAGAGCGCUGGUGGGUGUCGGGGUCUAUAAUACUUGUGGUUGUAUAAAACCGGGCGGCUUUGUAACUGUCAGGUGGCUGGGCUUGGUGUCUCUGUGAUCUCUGUAUAUAUGUGUAUAUGGCGGGGGGAGGGGGGAGAGAAUGAAUGUUUGCAGUGUUGCAUAUGGACCUAUGGAGUGAAGACUAAGAGCAGAGGGGCUACAAGUCUGGCUGAGCACGCUAGUACUUGUGGUUCCACAACAGCUGCCGAACCCUGGCCUAAAUAAGCAUCACUGAUUUUAAGAUGAGGUUGUCUUGUUUUCUUAUAAAUGGGUAUUUAUAUAUAGUAAAAUUGCAUCAGUCUUUUACUAAAACAGUUGUUUGAAUGUUUUGUGUAAAGUUGGUGACGUGUAUUCCAGUUUUCGGGGCAUUGUUGUAUUUACUGCUCGUGUACAUAAGUUUUGAUAUGUAAAUAAACUUCAUUUUUAAAA